AUGGUUCAAGUAUCUGAAAUGUGUGGUGAAAACACUGAAUACUCAUCCAAUUUAUUGCCAGUGUGCGUUAUAAAUUCAAUUUUGAGCGCAGUGACAAUUUUUGGUAACUCGAUGAUACUCUUGGCAAUUUUCAAGACUCCUGGCCUACGAACAAAUUCGAACUUUUUUAUUGCAUCGCUUGCCGUUGCUGAUUUUUUCGUCGGUUUGGUUAUGAACCCGCUCUAUGCUGUUAAAGCGGGGAUGGCUGUCGACGACAACUCGCACCCUCUAACCAUUGCAGCAGCGGUCGUAACCUUACAAACACUGACAGCUACAACAUACAACUUAUGUUGUGUGAGCAUCGAUCGAUAUCUGGCCAUAGUUGCCGUAUUCCGAUAUGAAAGCUACGUGACAACCGAAAGAUGUUUACGCUUUAUAGGUUUGGUGUGGGUUUGUUCUUUUAUUGUACCUUUGCCACGACUGUUUAUUACAGAAUUUCAUGCUCUUCCCAGGUUGUGGCUUGUUUCUUAUAUCGUGGUGUUUAUCGUACCGUUGUCAGGAAUCUCAUUUUGUUAUUUCCAUAUCUACAAAACUGCUUCAGCGCAAGCGCGAAGAAUUGCUUGUGAACACAUCGUGGACAGACGAGAGGCGGUUAAAAUUCGUAAAAACCGGAAGGCCACUUGGACAGCGGCUCUAGUCAUCGGAGCAUGCUUUGUGUUGUGGUUUCCAUCUUGUAUUUUGUCUUUUGUUCAAGCUUUAACGUCAGACGAAUGUUUAAAACACCGAAUUGACUCCAGUACAUGGUUCUGGGUUGAUACUCUCGCUUUCGCCAGUUCCGCGUUGAAUCCGUGGAUCUACUUUUUAAGAUCGAGGGAGUUUAAGCAGGCCUUGAGGAGAGUUGUAGUUCAGAGUGGGGUGUACUGCAUGACAUGUAAAUGUCACGGUAUGAAGGUUGACGUUGUUACGGCCACUGAUGAAGAAAUUCGAACAAGAGAUAAAGAACAGAAAAGCACAAUGAAUCCUCAGCAUCUUUCUUUAGCUGUCUCCUGAAUGUAUGGUUCAGUUUUGUACGAUUGUGGAGGUUUAGAUCUGAACAUCUCCUGUCUGGAACAAUUCAGGGCAAUCGACUUUGCUUUUUAAGAACACUGUGACAAGUAAAGCCUUUUACAGAUGUGAAACUUAAUUCAGUAAAUGCUUAUUACUAAAAAGAGUUACAAUAGUGUUUAGUAGAGGAUAAAUCACUUGGAACGAAAACGACCGUGCAGAAAACCGUGGAAUGCCAUGACCCGUUUACACAAAACUCUGGUUUAUUUAAUCGUCGCGUAAGCUAAAAUUAUCCUAUGAAAAUUAUCCAUAUUAGCCCCUUGACACUAUACUAUAUGUUGUGUAAAUCAAUCGGUGAAGAGAUGUCGAUGUUUUGUAUUUUAGCUCACCUGGAGGCUAUGGGUAUCUGGAUGGUGAUUCCUCGACUCAUAUCAUCACGAAUAAUGUCUUUUCUUCGUUUAAUUUCCAAGAAAUGCUCAAUGAUAAUUAUAUUCUUUUGAAAAUCUAUGAACACUACGCCAAAAUCAUGCAAGCAAGUUUUAAUGAAUAAAUCUCAUAAUAUCUCCCAGCCUUUCCAUCGGAAAUAUGCUAACAAUUGUUCCAACGUUAAUAGAUGUGCUAAAAGUAUCUUCUUUCCAGUCUUUAUUUUAUCAACUUGGAUUACUGUUAGGGGUGUCGCGUUUUAAAAAUACACCCUAAUAUUAAAGUCUUGAUAACUGAAUGGCUGUGUACGACUAAGUAACGGAGACGUUAGUCUAUGCUUUCGUAACGUCCCGCAUCGACUAUUACAAUAGCCUAUUGCAUGGACUGCCAAACAUCCAGGUUGCGAAAAUUCAGAGAGUUCUGAAUGCUUCCGCUAGGCUGGUAUGUAAUGUAUAUAUGGCUAUAUCGAUAUUAUCCAUUCCUUGCGGUACUGUAAAGCGCACUUGCAUCGCAAUCACAAGCGUGUGGUUUUUCGGCUUUACACUGAACGCAAUUUCCUUUUCCCUAGACAAUGAAGACCUGCCAAAACUGUGAGUUUCCUUUGGGACGCUUACAGGACUUUUCCCCAUAGUGAUCGUUUUCUACCGCUAUGGGAAACUAUGAAAACUGCGCAUAACGAGUCGAGGAGAGUCACUGCCGCAGAGAACAGCGUCUCGGUUUUCUUACGAGACAAAGAGUGCUCGGAAGCUAACAAAAACUUCAAUCCCUACUACGGCAAUAGCUGUGCUAGUGGCUGUUUUUCUGUCUACGCCGGUGAGUGCUGUCAGUAUUCUAGAGAUUGGUAA
Messenger RNA from Pocillopora meandrina, 2291 nucleotides. Lineage: Eukaryota; Metazoa; Cnidaria; Anthozoa; Scleractinia; Pocilloporidae. The record is from the annotation of a GenBank genome assembly.